CCUCCCUGCUCUGACGCGCGCAGCCCUUUGGCGAUACUUUCACGCGAGACGCUUGCCGUCAAAGCAGCGCACUUCUGUAAGCAUUCCCUUCAGUUCGGACCCACGUUCUUUGCUGCCAGUCGCUGGCUGCUUCCAGAAAGUAGCGGGCCAGUUUCUUCCUUCUUGUCUCUGCGGUAUUUCCCUCCUCCCUCUUCUUCCCCUUUUUCCUUAAAGUCGUGCACUUUGCCAGUAUAUCAGACCCUCGCGGCCUUGUUUUCUAAGUCUAGCCCUUAUACUUACACGAGACAGCCCGAAGUGACUUAAUAAACUUAACAGCAGCGCAGGGAUGUCGUCAUCCCUGCGCUAGCCUGUGAUACAUGACUACAUGAAGGUGGAGCCACAGAGUGCUCCAGGUUACAGCUUCCAAGCGAGUAGAGGAGUAUCGACCACUACAAGUAAACCAACAGAAUCCGCACCAGACGGUAUCCAUGACAACUAGGUGGACGCCGGCAACGAACUUGUAGCACCAGUUGAUACUCCACUAUUACCCGAUCCGAGUAAGGCAUCAGCGGAUGAUCUGCUUGCAGUCGUUGCAAACACGAGCUGCAUUCCCUUUCCGGGUUGUUCUAGCCGAACGAUCGGCUUGUGCUACAACACAGCGGACGCGAAUGAAACUUUUGCGCGCGUUGCUGGGCCGUCCACUUGGAUUUCUCAGCUGCCGGUUCCCUUGAUUGCACCGGAUAGUAAGAGCCUUUCUCGACCUUUUUCCUGCUAAGGAUGGCAAGGCGACAGAUUCGCGAAACUCGAGCGCAACCUUCGCAUCUAGUGACAGCGCUUUUUUAUCGGCCCGUGCCAUUGCUGCAUCUUCAACUACAUCGUCUGUUGGCCGGUACUUUCCGCCACCAGCGACAUCUUCUACGACUACGAUGUAUGCACAGUUGUCAAACAAAAUUGCGGGAUGCGUUACGUAGAAUCUCCCUGCGGACCUCUUCGACGGCAAGUGGGUUUUGAAAAGCCACUCGAAUUAUCGAGCUUUAUUGAAGACUCUCGCAGAACGCGGCAUAUUUAUAUUACGACACUCGAUCUCGAUGAGAUUCUCGCUUCUACCGAGUUUUCACGGCUCUAAACCAGAGGAACUGGUCAUCAGAAGCUUCAAAGACGUGCGCGCCGGACAUACCAUCCUGGUCAGAGAAAGCACUAUCGUUAAGGCGCGCUCCCAAAGCCAUAUCCAUGUUCGUCAUCUUCUGACUCUGAGAGGGAACUCGUAGAAUUAUGAAAAGAAAGUUGCCGCAUGUUUCUUGAAAAAAUGAAUACUCGCAAGAACGAAUAGGUAGAUUUCACGACCAGAACGACGAGUAUUUUUAUGUUUGAAUUGAUGCACGAGCACGUGCGCCUGCGACUUGCUGCUGUUGAAUCUCUAGUAUUAUAUUGAUUUCAUUUUCAAUAUGUGAACGUACAGGAACAUCUUCAUAUGUACAUACAUACUAAACAAGGCCAAGCACCUCAUUGUACUAGAAGAAGCUAGAUUUAAAUGUGAUAUAUUUUGAUAUGUUUUGGUUUUCGUUUUCCAUUUCGGCGAAAGCUUUAAUGUUGAUGGUUUUGCGCACAAGCGGAAGACCCGGAUGGUCCUUCGUGUGAAUGAUUUUUCGAAGGUGCAUGCAUCCCAUUGAACUUCCAAUCAAUUCAGGUGUGGGACUCACUUGCUUUUUAUCGAGAGAUCCCUGUGGCGGACGAUGAGUGAAACAGUGGCAGUGUCUUCUCUUAAGGCUACUAGCUACAACUUGCAAUUAUGCGGAUCCCUAUAUUUUUUUAUAGGUUCAUACUUACAUCGUCCUGAAACACAAGCAGAAUCAGAAGCUGAAGGUUCAUCCUUGUCGUCCUUGUUUCAAAAAAUGGAAAACAACAACCUAAGGACGAGUAAAGCGAUGGAUUCACCUGAAAUGGAAUUGGGCAUCGUUGGUCUAACUUGAUCAAGCGUCUGAGAUCAUGAAAGAGCGGCGCGAGGGCGUCGAAGACAUGCAGUGGCGCAAUGAAGAAUCGGAUGGUGGACGUCCGGGAGGGGUAGUACGAUCACGACAAGCCAACGGGUCUUGCAUAUUAAAUCUUGUCAUACUUGUCAGGUGUGAACAAGUUUUAAUCGUCUGGGCAGGAGCACGAGCAGCUUUCUACUGGAACUGCAGGCGUGACCAAAAUAACGCUAAAGGCAAAAGAAAUGUUAUAUCACAACAUGAUCAUGAUCAACAUCAUGAAUGAUCACAUUCUGAUUGAUUGCAGCGUCUUCUUGAUGAAGCCUAAAUUAGUCAUGUCUGUUCAUUUUGUUUUUUGGAUCCGUGCGUAAUUGUAUGUUACUUGUCCGUGUAUUACAAUGGGCGUGGAUCAAUUUUUACUUGAUGGGGAUCACGGCCGAACUCUAUCUAACAAAAUCAUGUCGUCUGCUUAACUUUAAUCGAUUAUACUUGAUAGAGUUAGAUCGUCCGUUAUAGCAACAGAUGACAGCCUAAAAAAGUCUAUGUAAUUAGUUCCCUAAAAUCUUUGCUGGAGGUAAAAACAGAACAAGUACAAAGUACUAGCAUACAUAUUCAUACUGGAAUUUUUUUUUUAACAUUUUGCGUUUUUUGGCUGUGGCUCGCAACCCCAUCAAACACAAUUCGGAGCUAUUGGUCCGGUGUCUGCUGCUGCAGGCCUAGCCGAAGGCGAAGAUGACGACAUAAGAAUGCUUUCUUCAGACUAAAGUCAAAGUGACUGAAACGCAACCUCCAUUUGUC
Messenger RNA from Amoebophrya sp. A25, 2744 nucleotides. Lineage: Eukaryota; Dinophyceae; Syndiniales; Amoebophryaceae. The record is from the annotation of a GenBank genome assembly.